Molecule: messenger RNA, 2363 nt
Organism: Mustela erminea (ermine)
Lineage: Eukaryota; Metazoa; Chordata; Mammalia; Carnivora; Mustelidae
Gene: H1-2
Product: H1.2 linker histone, cluster member
Exons: 1
Coding region: 56-697 (213 amino acids)
Biological process (GO): nucleosome assembly
Cellular component (GO): nucleosome
Molecular function (GO): structural constituent of chromatin; DNA binding
Source: RefSeq, a predicted model, not a curated record
GGCCGCGGCGCACCCACGGCGCUCUGCCACUUGUACCCAGUCCUACAGCCUCAACAUGUCGGAGACCGCUCCAGCCGCUCCCGCCGCCGCCCCCCCGGUGGAGAAGACCCCGGUGAAGAAGAAGGCGGCCAAAAAGCCCGCAGGGGCGCGCCGCAAGGCGUCUGGCCCCCCGGUGUCGGAGCUGAUCAUCAAGGCCGUCGCCGCGUCCAAAGAGCGCAGCGGCGUGUCCCUGGCGGCGCUCAAGAAGGCGCUGGCGGCCGCGGGCUACGACGUGGAGAAGAACAACAGCCGCAUCAAGCUGGGCCUCAAGAGCCUGGUGAGCAAGGGCACCCUGGUGCAGACCAAGGGCACCGGCGCCUCGGGCUCCUUCAAGCUCAACAAGAAGGCGGCCUCCGGCGAGGCCAAGCCCAAGGCCAAGAAGGCGGGCGCGGCCAAGCCCAAGAAGGCUGCCGGGGCGGCCAAGAAGCCCAAGAAGGCUGCGGGGGCCAGCGCCCCCAAGAAGAGCGCCAAGAAGACCCCCAAGAAGGCGAAGAAGCCCGCGGCGGCGGCUGUCGCCAAGAAAGUGGCCAAGAGUCCGAAGAAGGCCAAGGCUGCCAAGCCCAAGAAGGCGGCCAAGAGCACAGCCAAGGCCGUGAAGCCCAAGACUGCCAAGCCCAAGGUUGCCAAGCCCAAGAAGGCUGCGCCCAAAAAGAAAUAGGUUGUUGGACGUCUGCUUCUGAAACCCAAAAAGGCUCUUUUCAGAGCCACCACCAUCUCCGAGAAAGAGCUGGGCAUUCUCUGCGCAUCCUAUUCCCUUUUCUCCUUGAACUUUCAGCUCUAAGAUAAGGGCUGCGGGGGUGUGGUUGGUAACCUAGGCCUUAACGCUAACCCGAGAAGGGCGGGGGAGGAGGUCUCGGCGCGGCCGUGGGGCUUGUCCCCUGCCCUGCGGUGCCCCGGUGGCCUCUCCCGCGGCGGUGCGGAAGCGCUGUCCCGAGGCGCGCACUCGUCCGGAGCCCCGCCCCGCGCCGGGUACAUCGAAAACAACCACAAAUCAAGCCAGCCAGUUUGUCUUCAGGAAUACCCCGAUUGGGUUGGAAAGUCAUUUAAAAGUCCCGCCCUGCUCGCGGGUUGGCCCACUCCUCCAGCCCGUGGUCUUCGUCGCGUGUUUCAUUGGGUGGCGUCCGGCCUCGGGUGUAGUCUGUCUUUUGUUUCGGGCGGGUUGAACUGGGCCUUUGCGGUUGAUAAACAGGUAUGGAUUUUAGACACUUACCGUGUUUGGGAAAGUGAAGUUGGGGUGUCCGGGGGCAGUCCCCGGCCCGGGAGGAGAGGGCGCAGGCGCCUGCGUCCAGCGCUCCGCUGUGCAAGCCGGUGCGCCGCGGCCCCCAGGUACCUCGCCGGGACCGCGCGCAGAGGCGGCGGCGGCCCUGCCCGGGCGCACGGCCCCACCCGCGCCCUCCCGCGCCUCGCCUCGCGUGCCUUUGGACACAGGUGUGAUGGAUUUCAGGGCAUCAGAAACCGCUUUUCGUCGGCCAUUUUGUCUGGCAGCGGGUCCCGAGCCUCAUUUUAGGCAGACGUCAACAUCUGAAAGCCGGAGACGUUUUAAAUCAUUUCUGUGCGGCGGUCCCAAGUCCAACAGUUUCGACGCCAGGAACAAAAUAUGGGUAAACUGUUUGGAAACGUGUGCGUGGGCGGGGGGUGAUGCCUAACGAAGGGCUUUCGUCUGUAUUCACGGUGUUAUCUGCGGUUCCUUGAUAUUCAUGGCGUUUCUUCCGGACAGAGUCCUAGUCCUGCUUCUAUUUUGGUGAACACGGAUUUUCUUACGUUCCAGGAACUCGGGCUUCUGGGACCCGCUGCUCAGUUUUCGUCCGUUGCCACGAUGACGGAACUAGCGGUUAAUUAAUCUAGAUUCGUUCCCGCAUUACUGGCAGCGAUCACGGGUUUCCUCCCUACCCUCCCACGGAAUGGGGACACUUUAGUGUCCGUUGUCAAGAGUAGAACGACCUCCUCCACUUUCAGGGCGCAGCGCGCGCGCACACACGAAGACAAUUUUCCAUAAAUUACACGAAGUAAUUUUUGUGCUGUUAGUUUCACAUUUAAAACCAUGGACCCCUCUGUAUUUCGUUGUAAGGUUUAAUAAAUGUAUACAAUCCUUCCGUGUCUUCCCCCUGUCCCCUUCCUGCCCCACCCUCAUUUUAAGAUGCCACCUUUAUCAUAGGCUAAAUUCCCUGGGUAGGUGGAAUAAUUCUUGGUUUUCUACUUUGUUCCUUUGGUCUCUGUCAUUCCUCAAGUGUGAUCACACUAAAUAUUGCUCACAGGACUAUUUUCAAUGCUGAGAAUACAUGGCCUAUAGUAGGUAUUAAAAUAAAAGUUGAAUGUUUAAUAAA